GAAAAUAAGAAGGAACAGGAGCGGAAUCUACGGUUAGAGCUGGAUGCUGUCUCGCUUAGUUUGUGGACGAGAACUGUGCGAUUUUUUCCCCCCCCCCUCUUCAAAAUGGACUUCGGUUCAGUUUUAUAAUCUCAUCCACUCGGACCACAUGUGGAGGAUAUCUGUGCAGCUCGGCCGCUCGGAGGAAGGUUUGGGAAGGUUACCGCGGCAGCGGCGCAUCUCCGCGUCCGGAACAGAGGCGUGAAGAACCGGAGCGGAAUCGAGCGAUAUCCUGCUCACGGUACUCUUCAUAUCGGAUCAGUCGGUAAACCUGAAAUAAAAAACUUUUAAAUUAAAAUAAAAACCGGUGCUAUCAGAGGGAGUCCCCCUCCCCCAUUCAUUUCAGGAACAGGAAUAUUUUUGUACAGAAUGAACCACCUGUCACUGAGUGAGCUGUGUUGCCUCUUCUGCUGCCCGCCAUGCCCGAGCAGGAUUGCCUCAAAGCUGGCGUUCCUGCCUCCGGAACCGACGUACACGCUGCUGAGUGACGAAAGCGGCAUACGCUGGACGCUGCACCUGUCCGAACGUGCCGAUUGGCAGUACUCCGCGCGCGAGAAGGACGCCAUCGAGUGCUUUAUGACGCGCACGGUGCGUGGCAACCGCAUCGCCUGCAUGUUCGUGCGCUGCUCACCAAGUGCUCGCUACACGCUGCUGUUCUCACACGGUAAUGCCGUCGACCUCGGGCAGAUGAGCAGCUUCUACGUGGGGCUCGGCUCGCGCAUCAACUGCAACAUCUUCUCCUACGACUACUCGGGCUACGGCGCCAGCUCGGGGAAACCGUCCGAAAAGAACCUCUACGCUGACGUUGACGCAGCAUGGCACGCCCUCCGAUCCAGGUAUGGCAUCAGGCCAGAAAACGUGAUCGUGUACGGACAGAGUAUCGGGACGGUGCCGUCUGUGGAUCUGGCCGCCCGUUACGAGAGCGCCGCAGUCAUCCUGCACUCUCCACUCACCUCAGGCAUGCGUGUGGCCUUCCCCGACACCAAGAAGACGUACUGCUUCGACGCCUUCCCUAACAUCGACAAGAUCUCGAAGGUGACCUCACCAGUGCUGGUGAUCCACGGCACGGAGGACGAGGUGAUCGACUUCUCGCAUGGCCUGGCUCUGUACGAGCGCUGUCAGAGGCCCGUGGAGCCGCUGUGGGUGGAGGGCGCCGGGCACAACGAUGUCGAGCUGUACGGCCAGUACCUCGAGAGACUGAAACAGUUCGUCAGCCACGAGCUCGUCAACCUGUAGGACUGUGACCAGACAGGAAAGAGAAGCGCAUGCACAGCUGCUGAAUGCAUCUCACAUACUGAUGACUGGGAACUCCACGACAGGUUUAGCUCCACCCACUUAUCCAAACCAUUUAAAAAAAAAAAACAGACCAAGCCGAGGAGUGACGCAGAGACCGCCUUUUCAAGUGUGUGUAAGAGAGGGGAUGGGUGACGGAGACGGAACAUGAUCACUACCUCUGCGUUCUGGUUGGGAGGAGAUAUGCAUUUUUAAGCAGCAGCGGUAGCAUGACGUGUUCGGAUUUUUUUUUAAAUAUCCCAUAAUUCCUUUCAGCACAUGUUCAGGUGGCCAAAACUGACACUGCAGCUCCAGUGUUUUGGUUUGGGGUUGGGGUUUUUUUCAUAUAAAUAUAUAAACACACGAUCAUCCUGGUGUCCUAAGCUGUGAUGAAACUCUGUCCUCGUGCUGGAGUACACACUGGCCUGCACAAUUUAGUGUUCCUCGCACACUUCAGCUAAUUAACUGUGCUUCCUGAGUUGUGUGUUUUGAGCAGGGAAACACUAAAAUGUCUCAGACCAGAGUUGGAAACCACUUUUUUUUUUUUUUUUUUUUUAAAUGAAAUGCUGUGAUCUUGGAUCAUGCCUCGUAUCGGUGUUCACACCAAAACCCUCAACCUUAACACUGCUCUCUUCUCUUCCAUUUCUGUGUAAAACUCACUGUGUACUGCAGCUUAGUGUAUGCAGCCGCUUUGUACGAACUCUCAGGUUGACUUUUGGAAACCGUGAACGCUGCAUGAUUUUGGGUGACCACUUAGAAAUUCCGGGUGCGUUUUAUUUUUUUGCAAAAUAUUGUUUUGAAACUGUGAACGCUGCACACUUGGUUUGAUUUUUGAAUCCUUCAAUGCUGUACGCCCGCCCGUCAGUGCACAACAGAAAUGCUCCUUAUGAUCGUGAACGGUACGCUAAGGGAGCGUUGGAAGAACAAACGGAAGACUCGGGACACCUGCUUUCAGCUGAUAACCAUCGUGUUUAUCAGAUCCGUCCUCGUGCUGACGUGACCCAAGUGUGUGGUUUUUGUUUAUUCAGUGUAAGUGCAGUUAAAUAGUAUUUCAUAGGGCUUUAUUUCAUAAAGAUAAAAUGCACUGACUGAUUUAAAACUCCUCAACCACUUGUGAGGGAUUAGCAGACAGGAAGUCUUUCAGCUGUGUUCAGGUCGAUGGUACGAGAGUCCGCAGGAACUGUGUGCUGAUUGGAUCAUGCCAUGGGGUUUCUGUAGGUGUCGCUGCACCAUUCUAGGUGAUUAUAUUUAAAGAUAAAAUGCUGAAUAAAUACUGACUGUUCGUAAA
Neoarius graeffei (lesser salmon catfish) is the source of this 2599-nucleotide messenger RNA. RefSeq names its product abhydrolase domain containing 17B, depalmitoylase (gene abhd17b). Gene Ontology annotation, cellular component: endosome membrane; plasma membrane. Gene Ontology annotation, biological process: protein depalmitoylation. The coding region runs from base 409 to 1275 and encodes 288 amino acids. The transcript is spliced from 4 exons. Lineage: Eukaryota; Metazoa; Chordata; Actinopteri; Siluriformes; Ariidae. The record is from RefSeq and is a predicted model, not a curated record. Gene Ontology annotation, molecular function: palmitoyl-(protein) hydrolase activity.